CGGGGCAGCAAAUCAGAAGUCCAGGUCGCUCAGGAGAAACGGUCAUCAGACAGCAAAGGUGAAAGAAGACACUGACUCACUGGUUGGGUUUGAAUAGGUCUAGUUGGGAAGCCACCUGUCAGGUAAGUAACUAGCUUGUUCGUGUCAUCCUAUUUUAUUUCAGGUUUGACUUGGUUGUCUAUUAUAAGUCAGGCAUGCAUUCAUUUCUCUUUGGCCUUAUUAUGGUUUUUGAAAUCCUAUUUUAUAGUGCCUGUAAUUGGACACAGAUGUGUUGAAUCCAUUGACCCUGUGCAAUGUAAUAGUGCUUCCUCAUUCAGUCAAACUCCUUGUGUGGGGCAAGUAAAUGCGAUUGUCCAACAAGUCUCGCUGAUCAACAAUGAUUAAGUAUCUCUCUGUCCCUUUAAUCCGUCUCGUGGGCUUGGCUCGCCACUUCAGGACACUCUUCUCCAACAGGAGCCAGCCGGUCUGAAGACUCCCAAGUUCUUGCAGAAUCUCACAGAAGGCAAGGAAGUGAAAGACAAGGACCCUGUCAACUGCACCUUUACUGGGCCACUUCCCCUAACUACUUGGCGAGACAUUCCCCUUUGAGUUACAGCUUGAUGAAAAUUCACAGUGUCAUGUUAAUUCAUGUGUCGGAGUUUUUCAAAAAGGUAUCACCCAAAACAAUCCCUCUGCUAGCUUGAUCUGAUUGGGGGUGGGUACUGCCACUGCAUUUAGUGUAGUGAUCUGUAAUCACCAAGACAUUGAUUGCGUUUCUUCUGGGUGGUUCAAUUGAAAGGAAGUGCAGACAAACACUAAAGGAUGAGUAACUUGGAUGUUGACAAGCGGUGCAGCCUUUUGAGGCGGGGCUUUCCUCUGUACCCAGCGGUCACAUGUCUUUAUCUUAGCUUCCACUUCUGCGGCCAUUUUAGGCCUAUAUCGUAGGAGAUCGGUGGGUCGAUCUAUCCCCAAGUGACCCAUGUCGUCGUGUAGACUCUUCCUUGCCAUAGCUCUCAGCUCUUUGGGUAGAGAAUUCCCGCUUUAACUCCAAACGAGGCCAUUCUCGCAACAACAGUAGGAGUUCAGUGAGCUCUUGUCCUACAGUUGGAGGGGGUUUCUGCCCAGUCUCUAGUUGUAGUAUGUCCUCAUUUUUUUUUUUUUAACUCUUCCUUUUGGCAACUAGCAGCAGGAUUGUAACUACUACAGGUCUUUUUCUGGACUUGCUGAAUUUACAUGUAUUGUGCUCUCUGCUGUAACACGUCCGUCUGUCUCCACUGAAGCUACGUCACACUCAACAUGAUUUCAUCCGCUGCAUAGGGGAAGGUGUUUAACUCGGGACUGGUUUUAACUUUUUUUGUCUUUUUUUUUUUUUUUUUUUUUUACAUGAAUUAUGUCAGUGAGGUUAUUUCUAUUUAUUUAACGUCACAUCCUCCCACCACAGAUAUAUUUAUCCCUCUUUUAUUCAGUCAUCUAUUUUACAGACCUCUGCAAGAGGGGGUUGCACAAUUUUUCAGCAGUGUAGACAUACUGUAGUCAUCCAUAAAUUUGCAGAUAAUGGAAUAAAGAAAACAUUGUAGAGGGGAGGGGAGUUGAGUGUGCAAGGUUUGGAGGAGGAACUCCAUGAUUUAAAGAAGAGAAGAGUUCCUGGUUUGCCUGUGAAGAAGAGAGACAUCUUUAAACCAUCAGAGCCUCCAACAUGAACGUUUGUCACACUUUGAUCUGCUUCUUCUGUCUCACACUGCAUGAUGGAAACACUGGUCUCAUCGAUGCAGAUAUCCUCGUAAAGGAGGGAGGAAACAUCACACAUACAUGUUUCUUCACUUUCUCUGGAAGCAGAAAGAUCUUCUGUAAGGAAGAAUGUGAAGAACAAGACAUCCUCGUUGAAACAGAUGGUGACAGAGCUCAGAGUGGCAGAUACAGCAUUGAAUAUAAAGAAGGAACUUUUCCAAUAUCUUCCACACUUCUGUAUGUGAGCAUCACAAAUCUGGCCAAGUCUGACUCAGGACGGUACGGAUGUAGAUUGGACAGAUUUUUGUUUCCAGAUUCAUAUGAGGAGUUUGACAUCAGAGUUGAAGAUGCUCCAAUCACUUCUAAACCAAAGUGGACUCUCCGACCGUUUUCAACAUCAGUCCCAUCAGCCGCCACACAGAGUUUAAGCUCUAGUUCAGAAAGCUCCACACCUUCAUCAGCCUCCCUUGAAACCGCUAAGCAGACUCAGCAGCAACAGAAAACAGCAGAUACAGCCACAGGUGUGCUGCUGUAUGUGCGUCUGGUUCUGGUCAUCAUGAUCAUCGUAUCAUCAGCGGCUGUGCUGAUAUUCUGCAGGAAGAGGAACAGUAAACCCAAAGAACCUCCUGUGGAGAAUGCUAACACGACAGAGCCUAACGGAGUGUAUGAGGAGAUCAGAGAGGAGGAAAGACGGACGAGAUCUACUCCUGUUGAAAUAUCCACAGUUUACACUUUUCCACUGCAGCCAGUUCUCAGAAGAAAUUCAACAUUAAGUCCACUCUCAGGUGGAUUUUUCCAAAGGUGCACCUGCCUCAAAAGCCCUCUCUGUGGUGAUGUAGAGGAUGCUCCUACAGCAUCAGAGUUUGAAGUGCAUGGUCCCUGAACCAAGCUGUCCUAUUUGACGCUUGUCAGGGACAAGGUGAACACAAAGUGGUUUGAAAAAAUACUCACCCAAAAAUCUUUUUUGCUUCUCUCAUUCAUGUCAUAACUGUGCUGUCACAAAGUUUGCUUCAAGAGCUUUUUAUUUUCUUUCAGCUUUUUCUACUUCUAGUUUAAGAUUGUCUUAAAUAUUUUGGUUUCAUUGUAAAUAGCCAUGAAGCGAAGCGAAGUUUGGAACUGUGACAUGAAUAAAAAAGAAAAAGGCAGAUUGAAUGUUGGUGAGUAUUUGAAUAUCAGGUGUUACGACCCCCCCUGUUGGUCUAGGGGUGUGGGGGCCAUAAACAUAUAGGCACAACUGGU
Micropterus dolomieu (smallmouth bass) is the source of this 2946-nucleotide messenger RNA. RefSeq lists its product as uncharacterized. Gene Ontology annotation, cellular component: plasma membrane. Lineage: Eukaryota; Metazoa; Chordata; Actinopteri; Centrarchiformes; Centrarchidae. Gene Ontology annotation, molecular function: transmembrane signaling receptor activity. The coding region runs from base 1676 to 2590 and encodes 304 amino acids. The transcript has 8 exons. The record is from RefSeq and is a predicted model, not a curated record.